This is a messenger RNA of Psylliodes chrysocephalus, 636 nucleotides long. NCBI's taxonomy places the organism in Eukaryota, Metazoa, Arthropoda, Insecta, Coleoptera, Chrysomelidae. The record is from the annotation of a GenBank genome assembly.
AUGUUACAAUUAUGGUGUGAUAAUCAGUCAUAUACGAACAUAAGCGGCAUGGCCGAAAUAAUAGAGAACAAUGCCCUAUGUGCUUUUUUACUGAUGAAUAGACGUCCAAUCAUUUCGGACUGCGAAGUGAAGGUGACUGAUUCUUGUCAGACAGAAACUUCACUACCAAACACAUUACAAGAGAGUCAAAAUGAUCUUGAUCUAUCACAAGACCAUGAUAAUACGCAAGGUAGACAAUUAGUAAAUGUCAAGGGGAAAUCCCAAACCCAAGUUACUCCUAGUAGAAGUACUCAGUUUAGAAGAAAUAAAUCUGCUUUAGAAAGUAAAUUAAUAAAUUAUAUGGACUCCCAGAUCAAGCAACCAUCACCAGUGAUACAAAACCAACCAAAAGAAACCGAUGACUUGGUCUUCUUUAGGUCAUUACAAACGAGUUUAGAUACGCUCACUCCCAAUAAAAAAUUGAACUUCCGAAUAGAUGUGAUGCAAUUAUUAACUCGCUACACAAACAGAAAACCAAACCAAGAUACACCUUAUUUUCCAAAUUUUACUCCCGCUUAUCAACAGGCACAGCAAUAUCCAGUGGCCAAUUUUCCUUAUACAAGUUUCAGUGCGCUAAUGCCUGCACAAACACCAUAA